Molecule: messenger RNA, 1020 nt
Organism: Oryza brachyantha (malo sina)
Lineage: Eukaryota; Viridiplantae; Streptophyta; Magnoliopsida; Poales; Poaceae
Exons: 2
Coding region: 1-1020 (339 amino acids)
Source: RefSeq, a predicted model, not a curated record
AUGAAUAGGUGCCUCUUCCAGCGCAUUGUGAACUCCCUUGGACAGUGGUCUCACUAUUUCACUUGUAGGACAGAUUGUGCGGGUCGGGUAGGUCUCUCACCAUUGCAAAAGUGCACAGCAGCCAUGCGCAUGCUUGCAUAUGGCACUCCUGCUGAUUCCCUUGAUGAGUACCUUAAGAUUGGGAAGUCCACUGCAUUAGAAUGCUUGGACAAGUUUGCACGGGGGGUGAUUGAGGUGUUCGGUGGGGAGUAUUUGAGGCACCCCACACGUGAGGAUCUUGAGCACAUACUACAUGUUAAUGAGUCACGUGGUUUCCCUGGAAUGCUAGGAAGUAUAGAUUGCAUGCAUUGGCGUUGGGAGAAGUGUCCUUUAGCAUGGAGGGGGCAAUUCACUCGUGGUGACUAUGGAGUACCAACUAUAAUUCUAGAAGCUGUUGCUACCCAAGAUCUGCAUAUAUGGCAUGCUUUCUUUGGAGUUGCUGGUUCAAACAAUGAUCUCAAUGUAUUGAACCAGUCUCCACUAUUUUUUGAUGCACUAAAGGGACAAGCCCCUCAAGUUCAUUUUUUAGUUAAUGGUAAUGAGUAUAACACAGGUUACUAUCUUGCUGAUGGUAUAUACCCAGAAUGGGCUGCCUUCAUGAAAACUAUAUUAGUUCCCCAAACCGAGAAGCAUAAGGUUUUUGCCAAGCAACAGGAAGGGGCAAGGAAAGAUGUGGAGCGUGCUUUCGGGGUAUUGCAAUCACGUUUUACCAUUGUUCGUCGGCCUGCACGGUUGUGGAAGCGCAAGAGUGUUAGGAGGAUCAUGUUAGCCUGUGUGAUUCUCCACAAUAUGAUAGUGGAAGAUGAGAAAGAAGAUGGGACCUUACACAUUGACUUGAAUGAAAGUCCAGGGGCAUCAUGUGCUCUACCUCCUGAAGUGAAUGUUGGUGGCAACUUGUGCUUCGUUGAUGUGCUACGACCUUACCAUGAUGUGAUUGUUGUUGGUGGUGCUACUAGUGUUUCUUACAAGUAUGUUCUCUAA